This is a messenger RNA of Kazachstania africana CBS 2517, 1341 nucleotides long. RefSeq names its product saccharopine dehydrogenase (NADP+, L-glutamate-forming) (gene LYS9). Bases 1 to 1341 code for a protein of 446 amino acids. The transcript has a single exon. Gene Ontology annotation, cellular component: cytoplasm. The record is from RefSeq and is a predicted model, not a curated record. Gene Ontology annotation, molecular function: saccharopine dehydrogenase activity. NCBI's taxonomy places the organism in Eukaryota, Fungi, Ascomycota, Saccharomycetes, Saccharomycetales, Saccharomycetaceae.
AUGGUUAAGAAAGUUCUACUUUUAGGUUCAGGCUUUGUCACUCAGCCGGUUGUUGAUACUUUAUCUGCAGACCCAAAUAUUGAAGUCACUGUUGCUUGUAGAACAUUAGCUAAUGCUCAAAGUUUAGCAGGAUCAUCAGGUUCAAGCGCUAUUUCAUUAGACGUUACUAAUGACCAGAAGUUAGAUGAGACUCUUUCGAAACAUGAUGUAGUCAUUUCUUUGAUUCCAUACACCUUCCAUCCAAAUGUUGUUAAGAGUGCAAUUAGGACAAAGAAACAUGUUGUAACAUCUUCAUACAUUUCCCCAGCACUAAGAGAAUUGGAAUCACAAAUCAAAGAUGCCGGUAUCACUGUUAUGAAUGAAAUCGGUCUAGAUCCAGGUAUUGACCAUCUUUAUGCUGUUAAAACUAUCGAUGAGGUUCACAAGGUUGGUGGUAAGAUCAAAUCAUUUUUGUCAUACUGUGGAGGGUUGCCAGCACCAGAAGAUUCAGAUAAUCCAUUGGGUUACAAAUUCUCCUGGUCAUCAAGAGGUGUCUUAUUGGCAUUAAGAAACUCCGCUAAGUACUGGAAGGAUGGCGAAAUUGUUAAUAUUAGUUCUGAAGACCUCAUGAAAUCUUCAAAACCAUAUUUCAUUUACCCAGGAUUUGCCUUCGUUUGUUAUCCAAAUAGAGAUUCUACUGUUUUCAAAGAUCUUUACAACAUUCCAGAGGCUGAAACUGUCAUUAGAGGUACUUUAAGAUACCAAGGCUUCCCAGAAUUCGUUAAAGUCCUAGUUGAUAUGGGAAUGUUAGAUGACACAGAAAAUGAAAUCUUCAGUAAGCCAAUUCCAUGGAAUGACGCACUAAAGUGUUACCUAAAGAGCGAAUCCUCUUCGAAAGAGGACUUAAUAAAACGUAUUGAUGCAUUGACAGUAUGGAAGGAUGACGAAGAUAGACAAAGAAUCAUUUCCGGUCUUUCUUGGUUAGGUCUCUUUUCAGAUACAAAUUUUUCUCCAAAGGGCAAUGCAUUAGACACUUUAUGCGCACGUCUUGAGGAAUUGAUGCAGUAUGAAAAGGGGGAACGUGACAUGGUAGUAUUACAACACAAAUUCGGUAUCGAAUGGGCUGAUGGUACCACAGAAACAAGAGCAUCUACCAUGGUUGACUACGGUAAGGUCGGCGGUUAUAGUUCAAUGGCAGCAACUGUUGGUCUUCCAGUGUCUAUCGCUACAAAGAUGGUUCUCAAUGGUACCAUUAAGGGACCAGGUUUAUUAGCUCCAUACUCUCCAGAAAUUAAUGAUCCUAUAAUGAAAGAAUUGAAAGAGAAGUACGGUAUUUACUUGAAGGAAAAGACCAUUGAAUAG